Stegodyphus dumicola is the source of this 458-nucleotide messenger RNA. It is a transcript of the gene vih, whose product is annotated as ubiquitin conjugating enzyme vih. NCBI's taxonomy places the organism in Eukaryota, Metazoa, Arthropoda, Arachnida, Araneae, Eresidae. The record is from RefSeq and is a predicted model, not a curated record.
GUUCAGCUAGCGAUUUGAAAUCCCUGUACGGAUUCAUCCAAUGGCAAUGGUGCAAUCAUAUUAGUUCAUGGCUUAGCUGCAUGUGUUUAGGUCUCCCGAAGUUUAGUAAAUUAGAUAGGAUACAUUUAGUCAUUUUUACCAUUUUAUUCUAGUCUUCAGUCUUAUAACAUCAAAGGCAUUAAAUAAUAAUGGCUUCUCAGAAUAUUAACCCUCUCGUACCAACUACAUCCGUUGAAGCAUCUAAGAAGUCAUCAGAGAAAGCCAAGUUGGAAGCUGGUUGUCAUUCUGUAAAGAAGAGAUUGCAGCAAGAACUGAUGUCUUUAAUGGUGUCUGGUGAUAAAGGAGUCUCUGCUUUUCCAUCUGAUGAAAAUAUUUUUUCGUGGAUUGGCACAAUAAAUGGAGCUUGCGGAACGGUUAUAAUUUGUAUUCUGUUCUGAAUUUCUGUUGAGAAUUAAGAU